This is a messenger RNA of Rhododendron vialii, 2652 nucleotides long. Its product is annotated as stromal 70 kDa heat shock-related protein, chloroplastic-like. The record is from RefSeq and is a predicted model, not a curated record. Gene Ontology annotation, cellular component: cytoplasm; chloroplast. NCBI's taxonomy places the organism in Eukaryota, Viridiplantae, Streptophyta, Magnoliopsida, Ericales, Ericaceae. The transcript has 8 exons. The coding region runs from base 229 to 2307 and encodes 692 amino acids. Gene Ontology annotation, molecular function: ATP-dependent protein folding chaperone; ATP binding; ATP hydrolysis activity. Gene Ontology annotation, biological process: cellular response to unfolded protein; protein refolding.
CUAGUAACAAACAGUGCCCAUGAUCCCCCAGCCCUUUCCGGAAGCCUCCACCCAACUACAGACUAAAAACAGGACCAUCCAAAAACCAAAAGCCUACCACCCCCAACCUUCCAAAAUCAUCACUAUAUUUCGUCUUCCUCCUCCACCGUAACAUGCAGAAUCACUACUAUAGUACUACCACCCAGCAAAACCAAGAAGCCUGCAGCCAAACAAAGAAUUCAUAAACAUAUGGCAUCAUCUACUCGUGUUUUCCCUCCAUCACUUUCCCACUCAGGACGGCCAAACAGAGUCUCCUUCUCCCCCCCGCCACCCUCCUCCUUCCCCACCGCUUCCUUCAGGGGAAGAACAAACUGCGGCGUUCCAAGGCGGCGGCUCAGGGUGGUGAGCGAGAAGGUGGUGGGGAUCGACCUGGGGACCACGAACUCGGCGGUGGCGGCGAUGGAGGGCGGCAAGCCGACGAUCGUGACGAACGCGGAGGGGCAGCGGACGACGCCGUCCGUGGUGGCGUACACGAAGAACGGGGACCGGCUCGUGGGGCAGAUCGCCAAGAGGCAGGCCGUGGUGAACCCCGAGAACACGUUCUUCUCGGUGAAGAGGUUUAUCGGGAGGAAGAUGUCGGAGGUGGACGAGGAGUCGAAGCAGGUGUCGUAUAAGGUUGUGAGGGACGAGAAUGGGAAUGUCAAGCUGGAUUGUCCUGCUAUUGGGAAGCAGUUUGCCCCCGAGGAGAUUUCUGCUCAGGUUUUGAGAAAGCUUGUGGAUGAUGCAUCAAAAUUCUUAAGUGAUAGAGUUAGUAAAGCAAUAGUUACAGUGCCUGCCUAUUUCAAUGACUCCCAAAGGACAGCAACAAAAGAUGCUGGUCGUAUUGCUGGGUUAGAAGUUCUGCGCAUUAUCAAUGAACCUACUGCUGCUUCGCUGGCUUAUGGAUUUGAGAAGAAGAAUAAUGAAACCAUCCUAGUGUUUGACCUUGGUGGUGGUACAUUUGAUGUCUCAGUUCUUGAGGUUGGAGAUGGAGUUUUUGAGGUUCUUUCUACCUCUGGUGAUACGCAUUUGGGAGGAGAUGACUUUGACAAGAGAAUUGUUGAUUGGCUUGCUGGAAAUUUUAAGAGAGAUGAAGGCAUUGAUCUUCUGAAGGACAAACAAGCUCUUCAACGUCUCACUGAGGCCGCUGAGAAGGCAAAGAUGGAGCUGUCAUCACUGACUCAAACCAACAUAAGUUUACCUUUCGUAACUGCCACUGCUGAUGGUCCCAAACACAUUGACACCACCCUUACAAGGGCCAAGUUUGAAGAAUUAUGCUCAGAUCUACUGGACAGGCUUCGAACACCAGUUGAGAAUGCCCUGAGGGAUGCAAAACUCUCCUUUAAAGAUAUAGAUGAAGUCAUCCUUGUUGGUGGAUCAACUCGUAUCCCAGCUGUUCAAGAACUUGUUAGAAAGCUGACUGGUAAAGAACCUAAUGUUACAGUCAAUCCAGAUGAAGUUGUUGCUCUCGGAGCUGCAGUUCAGGCUGGUGUCUUGGCUGGAGAUGUUAGCGACAUUGUGCUUUUGGAUGUGACUCCGCUAUCUCUAGGUCUGGAGACUUUGGGUGGUGUGAUGACAAAAAUUAUACCAAAGAACACAACCCUACCUACCUCCAAAUCAGAGGUGUUCUCCACUGCUGCAGAUGGCCAGACCAGCGUUGAGAUCAAUGUCCUUCAAGGUGAAAGAGAGUUCGUAAAAGAUAACAAAUCUCUAGGAAGCUUUCGUUUGGAUGGUAUCCCGCCAGCUCCACGUGGUGUUCCACAGAUUGAAGUGAAAUUUGACAUUGAUGCCAACGGUAUCCUUUCGGUAACGGCUGUUGAUAAGGGAACGGGAAAGAAGCAGGACAUUACAAUAACUGGUGCGAGUACCUUGCCCAAAGAUGAGGUGGAGAGGAUGGUUAAAGAAGCUGAAAGGUUCGCGAAGGAGGAUAAGGAAAAAAGGGAGGCUAUAGAUACAAAAAACCGGGCAGAUUCUGUUGUGUACCAAACUGAAAAGCAGCUCAAGGAGCUGGGAGACAAGGUACCUGCUUCUGUCAAGGAGAAGGUGGAGGCCAAACUGAAAGAACUGAAGGAUGCUAUCGCUCGUGGUUUGACUCAAGCCAUUAAAGAUGCAAUGGCGUCACUGAACCAAGUCGUCAUGGAGCUAGGGCAGUCUGUUUACAGCCAGUCAGGGGUCCCUGGUGCUGGACCCACACCUGGUGGUGCUGAUACCGGGCCAACUCGCUCAACUGGAAAAUCAGCUGAUGGAGAUGGAGAUGUGAUCGACGCAGACUUCACUGAAAGCAGGUGAUUUAUGAGUGGGCUGACCUGUACCUUUCUGAGAACCAUCCAAACACCUCCACCUUUUUGUAUUAUUGUAAAUGGAACUUGGUAGGUACCGUGAAUUAUCAUUCUCUCUGUAAAUGUGAAUGGGUUUAUAGAUUUCCAAGGUUUUCGGCAGCUGGUUGUUUUUGAGGUAAAGUCCGUCUUCCGUCGUCGUCGGAGGAAACAGGCACUAGGAACAUAUUGUGGAUUGGUUUGAUGUACAUAUGUAGAACGGGGAACGGGGUUCUGGCAAUGGUGUAAGACUUUCAGCAGUUUUGUCAUUUUCUGUCGAAACAUCAUGCAGUAAUGUUCAUGAAACUCGUAUUUCUUA